GUAUCUGCGCGUCUGAAGUUUUCGCCGUCACUCGCCUUCGCCUCCGCUCGAUUUAACAUUGGCUUUUAAACUACGGAAAAUGUGCGGAACCAAAUCACAAAUCGACGCUGGUCAAUAGAACUCCAGGUAUUGCAAGCAACGGCUAUUGUGGACUGUUAGCUCUGUGCCGUCAGACGUGUAAUUUGAUCAAUUGUGAUCAAAGUCACCUGUUGUGUUGUAGGAAGACUUCUGUGGCGCUGUGCGGGCUUCGAACAUGUAGUGCGUGUUUAUGUAGCUGUUUUAGUGGAGCCGCUUUUGACAUGUAAACUAAAGCUAACUUUUCAGCUUAGCUUUGACUAACUUUUUAAGGGACCGUCGUCAAAAAUGUCGAGGACGCCUGCUCUGUCGCUUUAAAUGUAAUGGGGAGCCUUGAAACCUCCGUGUUUGUAUCUUGAAAUUACUAGCGGAGUUCAGCACCAUAUUGAAACAAAGUUGCCUAAUUCUUUUGAAUGUAAAUAUUUUUUGUAACUAGUAAAACUUCAAGGCAGAUGUAACCGGAAUGAACCAGCUGUAAAGUCUUGCAUGCGAGUUUUUCCUAGCUUUUGCAGGCGACUUUUUUUUAAUGCAGCGUACGUCAAGAGACCAGGAUAAUCUUAAGAAUCUCAAGAGUUAAAACUCUGGACCAGACAUUGAUGUGAUGGACAAUCCGUCCUCAGUUAUCACCCAAGUCAGCCGGGAUGAAGAGGGCAGCACGACUUCAACCGACAGGGGUACCUCACCCACUCUGUCCACUAAGAAGCCACGAAGUAGAGGUUUCUUCUCCAUAUUCUCCUGCUGUCUGUGCCGUGACCAACAGGAGCCUCCACCUGUUAACAACAAUGCCCCCCUGCUUGUGGAGGAGAAUGGAACAGUCUCUAAGAUACAGGUGAAGCCAUUGUUGCCCCCUGCCAAGUCAAAAGACUCUGGAAAGAUCUGUUUGGUUAUAGAUCUGGAUGAGACAUUAGUUCACAGCUCUUUUAAGCCAGUGAAUAACGCCGACUUCAUCAUUCCUGUGGAAAUAGAUGGAACAGUACACCAGGUGUAUGUCCUGAAACGGCCUCACGUGGACGAAUUUUUGAAGAGGAUGGGAGAAUUAUUCGAGUGUGUUCUUUUCACUGCCAGUUUAGCCAAGUAUGCUGACCCCGUCUCAGACCUCCUCGACAAGUGGGGCACAUUUCGCUGUCGCCUGUUCCGUGAGUCCUGUGUGUUCCACCAAAAGAACUAUGUGAAGGAUUUGAGUCGCCUGGGCAGAGACCUUAACAAGGUCAUCAUCCUGGACAAUUCCCCCGCCUCCUACAUCUUCCAUCCUGACAAUGCUGUACCUGUGGCGUCAUGGUUCGACGACAUGUCCGACACAGAGCUGCUGGACCUCAUCCCCUUUUUAGAAAGUCUGAGCAAAGUGGACAACGUGUGCACAGUCCUCAAACAGCAGGCCACCUCCAGCUAACAGCGUUCCGGUCCUGCUCAAAUUUAGAAGAGGAACACAAAUCGCCAAGGUGCAACGGCAGGGAGAGCAUCACAGCUGGGUCGGAGACUCGAGUUUUGUUGAAAGUGUCAUCACUACCAUCAAGUGCUAAAGCACAAGACUGCCUUAUUCCUUCUCUGUCACAGCAAAGCAGCUGAUUUGUAAGACAAAACACAGCAGCAUAAAUUAAACUGCAGCAGAGAAGUGUCCACCACCUCAGAACAGUAUGUGGCGCCUCUGACCCUACACCAAUGCUGGGCAUGUAAAUCUGUGUCUAUGUAGAAUGGUGGGAAGAUUGUCUCACAAUAAUCUUUUUGAAGCCGGUGUACCUGUACUGUAGUUUUAGCCUUGUUUUGUCACUGCCUAAUCAUUAUUUUGUUUUUGCCAAUAACCACACUAUUGUCCGAUUUUUAGAGUGACGCCAUAUUUGAUGUUUAUCAUUAUCGUUUAACUUCUCCUUCCAAGUUGUUUGUGUAAAUAUUAUUUUGGACAAAACUUUGGGGAACAGCCCUCUCUGCCAGCCUAGUGAUUGAUAUUUGUACGUCUUAUACUGAAAUACAAACAAAAAAUGUAUUUUCUGUGAGAAUGGAAUGGAAUAUUUUUGUACAAAAUCGUCGGUAUUAAGCGGACACAACUUUGUGAUGAUAGAGCGGUUAAAUUUGAAUGUUUUGCAACAGUUACGUCUUGUGGUGAGGUUUAAGUGCAUGAAAAGGAGCAGCUGUAUUUAUGUCCAUGUCCUCUGCUUUGAAACUGGGAAAAAAAUCUAAAUGCAUUACACUGCUUGCAACCAUUGUGGAGUCAGUGUGAUUUUAUCCGCAUUCCACUUCUAUUUGAAGGUCCAACAAAGUCAAGACUAAUUACAAGUUCAAACUUUCGAAAACCUGUUUACAAUCUUGCUCUAAAAUUUGUAAUAAAAAGCUUAAUAUUUAGCGAAAUACUGCAUUCUCUUAAAAAAAUAGUAAAAAUGAACAUUCUUGAGAGAUUUUAUAGAAAAAUAUGCGUAUGAAGUUUAGGGGAAUUUCAUCGUUAACCACAAGUCGCUAUUUUGAUUGGUUCCUUACUAAAAGGAGAGACUACCCGCAGUAGUCUCCUUCAUAAAGCUAGCAUUGAUUACUUCAGCUUCAGCCAAGUAUUUUACUAAGAAAAGCAGAAUACCUCUCUGCUCCCAUUACUACUCAUGUGAUGACCAAUAUUUCUGUGUAAUGGAUAAACAGCAAUAUGAAAACAUGAGCUUGCAUCACUUCAUAGUUUCAUUGGCGUCAAUGUCACACUAGAAGUUUGCCGCGAGUUAAACGGGCUAAUUCAUGUUGGGAUUUAAAUGCUGUUUAAUCAUCAGUAUAUCUGUUGAUGUUAAACUAUGUUCUAACAUUUGGGCGAAGCUUGCCAGAGGUGCCUCUGGGUUGAUUAAUGAGGCCUUCGAAUGAAACGAGGUUUAAAAUCAUCAAAUUCUCGAUGCCAUAAAUUCGAGUCUGCUUUUAUAUUUUACUGCCUUCAUUUUGUGCUCAGUGGAAAUCUUUGCUUUCGCUUCAUGUAAAUCCUGCCUUCUGGGAAGUGUAGGAACUCGUUGGAAUUUGUUCAAUGUUGUUGCAGAGAAUUGUGAGCUGUGUUUGGUUUCAGAGUUACGCCUUGUGCAGAUUGAGGCAGUAGAGAAAUCUAGAACCAGCGCUGAAUUAAUCUGUUUAUUGCAUCCUCAAUAUAUGAAAUGGUGGCCGUGAUCACACUGCCCGCUUGACAUGAAAAUAUUCUCAGUUUCCAAUCAAAUCUUCGAUUAACUCACUCUAAUGUAAUAAUACAAAUUUGUUUUGUAACUUU
Synchiropus splendidus (mandarinfish) is the source of this 3295-nucleotide messenger RNA. It is a transcript of the gene ctdsp1, whose product is annotated as CTD (carboxy-terminal domain, RNA polymerase II, polypeptide A) small phosphatase 1. The transcript has 7 exons. The record is from RefSeq and is a predicted model, not a curated record. Gene Ontology annotation, molecular function: RNA polymerase II CTD heptapeptide repeat phosphatase activity. Bases 677 to 1465 code for a protein of 262 amino acids. NCBI's taxonomy places the organism in Eukaryota, Metazoa, Chordata, Actinopteri, Syngnathiformes, Callionymidae.